Messenger RNA from Soboliphyme baturini, 507 nucleotides. The record is from the annotation of a GenBank genome assembly. Lineage: Eukaryota; Metazoa; Nematoda; Enoplea; Dioctophymatida; Soboliphymatidae.
UUGGCUUACCGUGAGUAUCUGCUGGUUUCGAAACACAAACAUAUCCUCCCAUCGUCUUCACUGCUUCGUCGUCACCAGCGAAAUUCUGGUUCAAGAGAUACCUCCAGUGUUCAUGGGCCCUGCUUCCUAGCGACGGACAAUGACCUUCAAUGUUUGGAUUGGUUGCACAGCUUCACGUUCACUUUACCGGUAUGCGACACCCCAGUGUCUUUCGUUGGCCUGUCAGAUGACGAAACGUGUUUGUCAUCGGUGCCUUCUACUCAUCGCCCCUGCCGCAUUGGAUGUAUGAUAUUUCGGGCGAUCGAAUCGAGCCCCUAUCAAGCUUUGCCCUUAUGCGAAAUUUACGAUUUACUGCGAAGCCAAGCUGAUGGUUACUCUCAAGGUUCGGCGAGGUUCCAAAACCAUGUCCGCCACGUUCUUUCUGAUAGCUGCUGUUUUGUACGACUUAAACGUUUUAAACUGGGGACGGUAGGCACGCAACUGUUUUCAUUUAUUCGCUAUUUUUGA